Messenger RNA from Scylla paramamosain (green mud crab), 525 nucleotides. RefSeq names its product NADH dehydrogenase [ubiquinone] 1 alpha subcomplex subunit 5-like (gene ND-13B). The transcript has 3 exons. Lineage: Eukaryota; Metazoa; Arthropoda; Malacostraca; Decapoda; Portunidae. Gene Ontology annotation, biological process: respiratory electron transport chain. The coding region runs from base 50 to 397 and encodes 115 amino acids. The record is from RefSeq and is a predicted model, not a curated record.
GAGGGAGGGAUAGCAGGCCGGGAGAGUCAAAUGAGCUCCUGAGGUAAACAUGGCGACCAAGAAGCUGGUGACCGGUCUGACUGGUCUGGCAGUGGAUGCCCAGCCCCACCACACACUAAGUGUCCUGUAUGGCAAGAUCCUCAGGUGUCUACAGAAGAUGCCCCCAGAUGCAUCGUAUCGCAAGUACACGGAACAGACUAUCACAGAAAGAUUCAACUACGUGAAAACAGAACCUGACAGAGAAAAGUUAGAGAAAGCAUUAAAUGCAGGUCAGCUGGAAGAAGUUAUCAAACAGGCAGAAGGGGAGUUAACACUGGCACGGAAAAUGCUUGACUGGAAGCCUUGGGAGCCCCUGGUACAGGAGCCUCCUGAGGGACAGUGGAAGUGGCCAAUUUAAAAACAGGAAGGGGAUCUUGUGUCUUCUUAAUUUAUGCUUGAAUAGCUUAUCCUUGCUAAUAAAUGUAUAUAUAUACAAAUAUUUCACAGUGAAAUGUAUAUGAAAUAUAAUUAAUCAAUUAAACAAAA